Messenger RNA from Dibothriocephalus latus, 1008 nucleotides. Lineage: Eukaryota; Metazoa; Platyhelminthes; Cestoda; Diphyllobothriidea; Diphyllobothriidae. The record is from the annotation of a GenBank genome assembly.
AAAAUACUACUGGCCGCACAAAUUGCAGCAGAAAAUGAGGCCGAGUUUCGCUACCGUCCGUCAAUUCCUUCUCAGCCUGCCAUCGAGGACCAUGCAGGCAAUAGCAAUCCCUACCUGGAGGGCAUCACUCUCAGUAAGGGCUUGGAGAUGCAGUGGGCUGCGCUGCAUCGUGCGCUGGAGGAGUACGACGAAAUCCACAAGAUGGCGGAAUACAACAUUGAUGCGAGUCUUUGGAAGCGUUUGUAUGCUGUUCGCUUAAAGAAGGUUGAUAAGGAAAUGGAGCUGAAAAUAGCUACCCAUAAGUUCGAAGAAAUCAACGAAUUUUUGAAGCGGCGCCAAGCGGAAGCAGAAUCCGUGGCCCAGCAGUUAAAAGAAACUGAGGAGGAGUUGCACGGACUGAAAGCCCUUGUGUACAGCGUGACGACAAACAUGGAAAUCAACAUAGUUAUGUGCCAGGGUCAAAUAGAGGUGGAAAUCCCCAACGACAAACUGGCGCAUGACUUUAAUGGCUCCCUGCUCAUCAACUGCAGUCAGGUGGAGAAACUCAAUGACCAGGUGAUCGCAUUGGCUGGCGAAAAACUGCAACAUAUGAACACUAUAAAGGAGUUCAAGAAACGCUUCAAGCACCUUGAAUGUGUACGCCUAUGUAGCCUCAGUGUUUGUUGUACUCUCUCAUUGCAGAAUCAUGAACGGCAAAUGGAAUUCCUCAAAAGUAGAAUCAACUUCUAUAAGGAAAAGCAAACUCAGAAAAUGCGAAAAGAAAACAAUCGAUUGACAAAAGAACUCAGUGAUUUGAAUGUUUCCGUGUGGGAGGCCCGACACAUUUACGAGCAAAUACCCUUCACAAUGCCGGAUUUCGUUCGCGCAGAGGCCUGCUACAGCUCCCUUCUUCACCGCACUCAUCUGACCAAACUCAUCAAAGUGCAGGAUCGACAACUGACAGCGUUAAGGGAAGAAUUAGAACGGCUGCAGCUUCGAAAUUUCCCAAAUCUUACCGACGCCUUUUGA